Molecule: messenger RNA, 1415 nt
Organism: Melampsora larici-populina 98AG31
Lineage: Eukaryota; Fungi; Basidiomycota; Pucciniomycetes; Pucciniales; Melampsoraceae
Exons: 7
Coding region: 390-965 (191 amino acids)
Biological process (GO): small GTPase-mediated signal transduction
Molecular function (GO): GTP binding; GTPase activity
Source: RefSeq, a predicted model, not a curated record
AACCACAUCACCAAAUCAUCUCCACCCCAAAUCCUCAAACAUCUAAUUCAACCUAUUCGAUUCCAACAAUAGCACUUCAACACCACUCACAGCAACCAUCUCAAGAAAAGCAACCACCACCACCACCAUCAUCAUCAAAGCAAACUCAUAAGCCAAUUCUCUUUACUUUCAGUUUGGUCAACCGAUCUCGAAUCAACUUAAUCGAUUCAAGUUUCGAUUACUCAUCAAUCUCAACUCAUCUCAUCACUCAACCAAGUAAUCCUAAACCCACUUCGGUCGACCCAGCUCAUCAAAUCCAAGCAGGCACUCUUUAACUCGUCGCAUUCAAGUCAUCAUUCUAUUCGAAACCUUUUCGCCUCAUUACAAGCAGAACCAAUAACUUUAGCGAUAUGCAGACUAUCAAAUGUGUUGUAGUCGGUGACGGUGCUGUAGGAAAGACCUGUCUUUUAAUCUCAUACACUACAAAUAAAUUCCCUUCAGAAUACGUCCCAACCGUUUUCGACAAUUAUGCCGUCACAGUCAUGAUUGGCGAUGAUCCUUAUACGCUGGGUCUGUUUGAUACUGCCGGACAAGAAGAUUACGAUAGGUUACGGCCGUUAUCAUAUCCUCAAACAGAUGUCUUCUUGGUGUGUUUCUCAGUCACUAGCCCUGCUAGUUUUGAGAACGUCAAGGAAAAGUGGUUUCCUGAGGUCCACCAUCAUUGUCCCGGAGUUCCAUGUUUGAUUGUGGGAACCCAAGUCGAUCUUCGAGAGGACGGAGCAGUGAUUGAGAAAUUGGCACGACAGAAGCAGAGACCCGUUCAACCUGAAGCGGGUGAACGGCUUGCAAGAGAACUCGGGGCUGUGAAAUAUGUUGAAUGUUCCGCUCUAACUCAAAAAGGACUCAAGAAUGUGUUUGAUGAAGCUAUUGUGGCAGCUCUGGAACCACCAGUCACAAAGUCGAAACGAAGGUGUACAAUUUUGUGAAGGCUUGGAGCAUCUCUUAUAUCUACCAAUCGGUCCUUACGGCAGUAUCUUUUGUUAUUCUUACUCCCUUUAUCUCUUCUUCUCUCUCCCAUCCAAUUCUUUUGCCUCUCGCUCGAUUUCACUAUAUCUUUGAACCCUCCACCCCACUUAGGGAAAUUAACGUCUCCCUAUUUUAACUUCAUCUUAUUUCUUUUGACUACUCCUUUUUCUUUUUCUUUUUUUCUGAUCAUGACAAUCUCUUUAUUUUUUUCUUAUUGAUGGUUUUACUUUUUUUUCCCUUCUAUUUAACUGAGCUUUUUUCUUUUUCUUUUUUUUUUUGUUUUUGUGUGAUUUUUUUUUGUGAUUUGUGAUCUUCUUUUUUUUUGUGUGUUUGUCUUAUGCCCUUUCUUUUUAAUUUUUGAUUCUUUGGCCUUGAAUUAUAAUAAAAGAUGAACGCAAGACUUUUUUUUC